UACCUGGUGAACUGUGAUAAGAUUCCCACCAUGCCUGUCAUCACAUUCAACCUGGGAGGACAGCCCUACAGUCUGACUGCAGAGCAAUACGUCCUCAAGGAGAGCCAGGCUGGUAAGACCAUCUGCCUGAGUGGCUUCAUGGGCCUGGACAUCCCCGCCCCCGCCGGGCCGCUGUGGAUCCUGGGAGAUGUAUUCAUUGGCCAAUACUACACUGUGUUCGACCGUGACAACAACAGGGUGGGCUUCGCUAAGUCCAAGUAGAACUACAACCAUGGCUACGUCCUCAUUCUCCACUAUCCAUCAUCUACCCUUCUCCUGAAGUGUACACUUGUUCUGCACACUACUUGUCYUGGAUUUGGAGAAUUGGGAAGCAGUCAAUGUUUUAGGACAAUGUUUUGCYGUACGUUUAAAGUGGAUMAAGAUUUUAGACAGGCAAAAUCAAA
Salvelinus sp. IW2-2015 is the source of this 443-nucleotide messenger RNA. RefSeq names its product cathepsin D. Gene Ontology annotation, biological process: proteolysis. Gene Ontology annotation, molecular function: aspartic-type endopeptidase activity. The record is from RefSeq and is a predicted model, not a curated record. Lineage: Eukaryota; Metazoa; Chordata; Actinopteri; Salmoniformes; Salmonidae.